Molecule: messenger RNA, 766 nt
Organism: Protopterus annectens (West African lungfish)
Lineage: Eukaryota; Metazoa; Chordata; Ceratodontiformes; Protopteridae
Product: cytochrome c oxidase subunit 6B1
Exons: 4
Coding region: 288-548 (86 amino acids)
Cellular component (GO): mitochondrion; respiratory chain complex IV
Source: RefSeq, a predicted model, not a curated record
AACACAAAAUCACACUAAUUCGUCAAGAUUACUUUUCAUAAGUACAUUAACUUCCCAGUUGAAGAGAUUAAUAAGCGGCUAAUGCUUCACACUAAGGAGACAGAAUGUUACACUCGAGCUACGGGUACAAGAAGAAAAAAAGUUGAAGAACCGGAACAAGACUAACGUAGUGAGACCGCCCAAUGUUAUAAAGACUACGAACAGUAGAGGGAGCUCUUCAGCUCGUGCAGGUCACGCAAUCGCAAGUGACAUUGAGAAAGAAGGAAGUGUCCUGUUAGGAGGAAGCCAUGGCAGAAAGCAUCCAGGAAAAACUGAAUAACUACAAGACUGCUCCUUUUGAUGCUCGUUUCCCAAAUCAGAACCAGACCAGGAACUGCUGGCAGAAUUACCUGGAUUUUCACCGCUGUGAAAAAACACUGACUGCAAAGGGUCAUGACACAGCAGUGUGUGAAUGGUACCACAGGGUGUACAAGUCAUUAUGCCCGACGGCUUGGGUCAGUCAAUGGGAUGAGCAAAGAGAACAAGGCACAUUCCCUGGGAAGAUCUAAAAUGUACUUGUGCCCCACAGCAAGCCAUUGCAUUUUUGUGGUGUCUGGUGUUCUACAGUUUACCGCCUAAAUUAGUAAUGUUUAAUGUUUGAGUUUCUAUUGAAUCACGUGGUAUGGAAGCUACAUUUCCCUUAUGCCUGUACAAAAACUGUCUCUCUGUGUUUGUAGUAAGAGAAUAAAAUGUUUCAGCAAGUCAUUCUUGAUGGCUUGCUUAUAUA